AUGUCAAAGAUUAGGUCAACAUUGACACCGGAGCAGCUUCGAUUGUUUGAGAGGACAUGUAUCGGACAUCUUCUUCGAUUAUCAGAUAUCAAGUUUUCUGGAGUGUUGGUGCACUCAUUUUUGCUACGACAGCUAUAUCGGGGCUUCGAUAAAAAUGAGUUUUGGUUUAGAGUUAAUGGGGUUGACGUGAGAUUUAGCCCAUUCGAGUUUGCUUUGAUGACAGGGUUACCAUUCAGUCAGCUCACUACACUUUCAUCAUAUAUUCCCCAUGCAUCCAAACAUAGGAUUGGAGAUACCUACUUUCAAGGAUGUCAAAAAGUGCAGUAUCACGAUAUUGAGCGUGUUUUCUUGGCUAGGCCAUGGGGGGAUAACAAUAUCGAUGCCGUCAAAAUAGCGUUGUUGUAUUGUCUACACAUGGUGUUGCUAGGGAAUGAUCGACGCAAGAAGGUAUCUGCAGAAUACCUCCAGUUGGUUGAUCACUUGGAUGAGUUUAAUUCUUAUCCCUGGGGUGUUCCAGUGUGGCAGAUGACAUACGAGUCGAUGUCCCAAGCAAGUAACAGAUUAUGCUCCGGUUAG
Mangifera indica (mango) is the source of this 576-nucleotide messenger RNA. RefSeq lists its product as uncharacterized. Bases 1 to 576 code for a protein of 191 amino acids. The record is from RefSeq and is a predicted model, not a curated record. NCBI's taxonomy places the organism in Eukaryota, Viridiplantae, Streptophyta, Magnoliopsida, Sapindales, Anacardiaceae. The transcript has a single exon.